AUGUUAUCCGCAAGCUACAUCUAUUGUUGUUGCGUUGAAUGGAAUGCAAUAUGUUUGUGGGCUACUGAAUGUCAAUUUUUGAUGACUCGUAUCGAGGUUACACAACAACAAUUUCUUAUCUCUUCGACUAAAUUUCCCUUCGUUAGCUUAUCUAUUUCCAAGAAAUUCACUAACAUGCAUAAAUGGGCAAUAAAGCAUUUUUAUGACAGUAAAAAUUAUGUUUUGCCACUGAAUUAUGCAGAAGAAAGCUUUUUACAUGGAGGUUUCGACAAAUUCCUUAUGCAGUUUGGAUAA
Clunio marinus is the source of this 294-nucleotide messenger RNA. Lineage: Eukaryota; Metazoa; Arthropoda; Insecta; Diptera; Chironomidae. The record is from the annotation of a GenBank genome assembly.